Marasmius oreades (fairy-ring Marasmius) is the source of this 390-nucleotide messenger RNA. RefSeq lists its product as uncharacterized. Bases 1 to 390 code for a protein of 129 amino acids. The transcript has 2 exons. The record is from RefSeq and is a predicted model, not a curated record. Lineage: Eukaryota; Fungi; Basidiomycota; Agaricomycetes; Agaricales; Marasmiaceae.
AUGGGAAAUUUCACUUCUGCUGAACCGUCACAAGCAUUUGCAUCUGUGACACCAUGGGAAGCACCUGGAGCGUUUGUUAGCAUUGGGAACGUCAAUGACCGUAGGCUGUCUGCCUCACAGCGUAACCUUCCAGUUCGUACAUUUGGCAGCAUCUUGACACACGUUCCUGGUAAUGCUGUUGCUCAACGUGGUCGUCGACGCUAUGCUGCUCUUAGGCCAAGUGAUAGUAUUAUCUCAAGGACAUCUGCCACGAUCCGUGAGGUGCAAAUAGCGAUAUUUAUCCAACCUCAAUAUGUUAAUAAACCAUCACUCAAUAUACUGAAUGUCGGCCUACCUCCAUAUCUGGAUUUGCUGGCACAAGGUCCCCUUGCAAAUGAAGUGUAUCAAUGA